AUGGAAGACAUUGAGUCCAACAUUGAGGCAGUAAGGGCUGAAUCAGAUAACCCUCAAGCAAAAAAAGUUCACUAUAUUAGAAAUCAUAAAGAUCAUCUAAAGGAACUUAUUAUUAGAAAUCUUGAUGAAGGGAUCAAUUCUAUGCAAGAAGAACUACGUCAGCUCAAAAGGAAUGAAGUGUGGGACUUAGUUCUAAGGCGUGGAGGAAUGAAUGUUAUUGGCACACAAUGGAUUUACAAGAAUAAAUCUGAUGAAAAGGGAAUUGUGACAAAAAACCAGGCCAAACUUGUAGCUCAAGGAUAUAACCAAAUUGAAGGAGUUGAUUUUGAUGAGAAUUUUUCUCUUGUUUCUCGUCUUAAAUCCAUAAGAUUGCUCUUAGGAGUGGCAUGCAUGCUAAAAUUCAAGUUAUUUUAG
Lathyrus oleraceus (garden pea) is the source of this 414-nucleotide messenger RNA. RefSeq lists its product as uncharacterized. The record is from RefSeq and is a predicted model, not a curated record. The transcript has 2 exons. NCBI's taxonomy places the organism in Eukaryota, Viridiplantae, Streptophyta, Magnoliopsida, Fabales, Fabaceae. Bases 1 to 414 code for a protein of 137 amino acids.